GAUGACCCCCCCUCCCCAAACUUGUUCACUUCAGACCUGCUUUUAACUUAAGGUGUCAUUAAGGGACCCCUAAGAAAACUACUCUGGGGUGCAAGAUAUCAAGGCUUCAUAUAUCCCACAAGUGACAGACGAGUGCACAAAAGAAAAGAACAUUGAGACAGCUGUCUUAUGCUGAUAAAAUAAAGAAGAGAGUGAUUAGCCAACAGGCUAAGGAGAACUUUGUCAACAGAAGGCCUUUACGUGGUGACGAGUGCUGGACAGAAACAUAAUCACCUGGAAGAAGAAAGCCAUAGCCCAGACAAUGUCUCAGAACAGUUAUUAUGAGUGUGAGAAACGAGGCCCAAGCUCAAGUUACCCUACUCGUCUUGGACCAUCCCAUGGAGAGAUUGUAGGGAAUAAUCUCUGUGAUCCUGAGACCUCCGUGGAUUUGUCCACGUAUAUUGAAGCAGGAGAAGAACUUUUGUCUGAUGUAUUUCCUCUUACGCAGGAACGUGUGAAAAACACAUAUCAAUACCUGCCCUCAGAGGGCUUUCCCGCUAGUGCCCUGUAUGGAUACCCACACAGCAUGGUCCCAGAUCGCAGAAUGGGAGGAUAUGAAUCGGGAGGAGUGAUUGUGAAGGAGGAGACCCGUGGGUCACACAGAGCUGUGUGUAACACUCUACAGUACCAGGCUGCACAGUGUGCACAGACUUCAAUGCAUCUACCCCCACCAAUGGAGAGGGUACACCCAACACUCCGUGUACUGAAGGGCCCUCUCUCAGGGAUGCUGCCUGCCUCUCCAAUGAAAGAGCCAGGCCACAAAGGAAAAAAGCUACUGAGUAAAGACAGUCUGGAGUACCGCCUGCGUAGAGAGAGAAACAAUAUUGCAGUGCGCAAGAGCCGCGACAAAGCCAAACGCAGAAAUAUGGAAACUCAGCAGCGAGCCCUAGAAUUCAUGGCUGAGAAUGAGAAGCUGCGUAGUCGCAUACAACAACUGAGCCAAGAGCUUGAAGCUUUGCGAGGGGUUUUCAGGCAAAUUCCUGAAGCGGCUGCAUUAGCCAAAGGAGCUGGGGGCUGUAGCUGAAAGCCAUAAAUAAUGAAUGAAAAGAGCUUAUUAUAGUAUACCAGCUUUAAUAGACUCUGGGUGGGACUUGUGUUCACCAAAAUGAACGAACAUCCAAGAAUAAAAGGAUUAGUUUUGCAUAAAGAUAUAUUGUAUACAUACUGAUUCUAGGCUGGGACUAGUUCAUUUUACAUUACUGGUACAACACAUCUGUUGAAAGUAUUCAACACCUGUGUUUUUUAUCUAAGACGGCAAUCUGUGUAAAUGUUCAGGUCUUGUACAUGUGCUCUUUAGUUUGUAUAAAAAUAGUGGGCCAGAUCCACGAAGCAGUUACUCUGGUGUAUCUAUUGAUACGCCGCGUAACUGCUAGGUUGCUGAA
Rana temporaria (common frog) is the source of this 1421-nucleotide messenger RNA. It is a transcript of the gene CEBPE, whose product is annotated as CCAAT enhancer binding protein epsilon. NCBI's taxonomy places the organism in Eukaryota, Metazoa, Chordata, Amphibia, Anura, Ranidae. Gene Ontology annotation, molecular function: RNA polymerase II cis-regulatory region sequence-specific DNA binding; DNA-binding transcription factor activity, RNA polymerase II-specific. The record is from RefSeq and is a predicted model, not a curated record. The transcript is spliced from 3 exons. Gene Ontology annotation, biological process: myeloid cell differentiation; DNA-templated transcription; regulation of transcription by RNA polymerase II. The coding region runs from base 302 to 1063 and encodes 253 amino acids.